This is a messenger RNA of Drosophila suzukii, 687 nucleotides long. RefSeq names its product zinc finger protein 706-like. The record is from RefSeq and is a predicted model, not a curated record. NCBI's taxonomy places the organism in Eukaryota, Metazoa, Arthropoda, Insecta, Diptera, Drosophilidae.
ACUUUCAGAGUUCCAUCUGGUCCCAUUUAACCUGGCAGCGAAACAAAACUCAACAAAUUAAUAAAUUGCUAAGGCGAAUCGUCAACAAUUUCGGGUAUCAAAUCAAAACGGCUUAUAGACAACGAAUUUUACCCAAUCCAAAGGCUGCAACACUUGCAUUUAGCACAGGCGACCAAAAUUAAUCGGGUUAAUUAGAAAAAGACAUGGCACGCGGACACCAAAAGAUCCAGUCGCAGGCAAAGGCCUCCGAAAAGCAGGCCAAGCUCAAGAAACAGCAGGGACACAGUGCCAACGACCAGAAAAAGGCGGCCCAAAAGGCACUCGUACAUGUGUGUGCCGUUUGCAAGUCGCAAAUGCCCGAUCCCAAGACUUAUAAACAGCAUUUCGAGAAUAAACACCCCAAGAACGACAUGCCUGAGGAACUGAAGGACGUCUGAUGACAAACUCUGUCGUGUGCAUAUAUACAUAUAUCAAGCUGAAAGAGAUUGACGAAUUGCCUACCAGUACGAAACCUAUGCAAAAAAACCUAAAUUCAGCCAGAAAAGGAUUUAGGAUUUAGGUUAAAAUACAAUUGCAGUGGGCCCAGCUGAAUUUUUUAUAUACACUGCUGACUUUCGGUUUUUACAUUGAAAAUAUCACAUGACUUAAUGGCUAACACAAUACAGAGCAACCUACCACAUAGCAAAA